Messenger RNA from Pongo pygmaeus (Bornean orangutan), 488 nucleotides. RefSeq names its product EF-hand calcium binding domain 10 (gene EFCAB10). Gene Ontology annotation, molecular function: calcium ion binding. The transcript has 4 exons. The coding region runs from base 64 to 459 and encodes 131 amino acids. Lineage: Eukaryota; Metazoa; Chordata; Mammalia; Primates; Hominidae. The record is from RefSeq and is a predicted model, not a curated record.
GGGAGACAGAGUCGCACGGCUGAGACGCCAGACAGUCGCCUAGCAACAGCGGGACGCGGAGCAAUGGAGACCAGCAGCAGGGAGCUUCAAGCCUCGGAGUAUUUGGAAAAGCAUCAGAUCAAGGAGCUGGUUAGCUACCUCACCAGCGCCCUCCUUUUCUUUCGGCCGGAAAAACCAAGAGAAUAUUUAAUAUCUCUAUUGGAACGACUGAGAAUCGCAAAAGUAACAGGCGUAGCAUUUCCUUUCUUUAUGGAUAACUCUAACAUUGUGGCCAUGUUUGAGAUGAUGGACUCCUCAGGCAGAGGCACCAUAUCAUUUGUGCAGUAUAAAGAAGCCCUAAAAACCCUGGGUCUGUGCACUGAAGAUGAAGAUUUACAAGAUGAUGGACAUAUAAUAACUUUGGAUAAAUUCAAGGAGGAAGUGAACAAGAGGAUGAAGGAAAUAUGGUCAGCAUUUUAAUAACACCAUAAAUCCAAGAUAAUAAGUAA